ACACUUUAGAAACUACACUGCAGUUAAUGCUUAACAGUCUGUUUUUAUGUUUAAUCCAGUAGUAGCUGUAGCUGUGCUCUCAUGGCUUGUUUGUAAAGUUUUCAAUCUUCUUUUGGGUUUUAGAUCCAGAAAUUGAUGGCUGUGAGGAAAUCAUGGCUGUGAGGAAAUCACAGUUGGACUGUGUCUUUGAGGAGUCAGGAAGUGAUUCCUCUGGGUCUGAACUAUGCAGCCACACCGGAUUGGACCCAGAUUACAAGCCACCUCUGAAUGCAUCAUCAUCCAGUGAUGAGGAAGAUUUGAAAAGCCCAGGCAAAGCUAAGAAAUUGUCCAGUAAAGAAGAUUUCAAAGGUCCAGACACAAAUUCAAGUGAAGAUGAAGAUCCGCAAGGAGGCAAAAUAACCAUUAGGAAAAAAAAGAACACAAAAACGUAUGCAAAAAUACAAAAUAAAGAACAAAAGAGGACCAAAAAAGUGACUGUAACCGUGACUGUAAAAACUUGUACAAAAAGAGAAGACAACAAACGUGCAUGGGACAAAAGGCACUAUUGCCUCUACUGUGGCCAAUCAAACUCUAAGAUGGCAAGGCAUUUGCAGAGAAAGCAUGUGGAGAUCAAGGAUGUAGCAUAUGCCUUCAGUUUCCCUUUAGGAUCGAAAGAAAGAAAGGUUCUUUUGGAACAACUGCGAAAUAAAGGUGAUUUUAAGCACAAUAGCAAAGUCCUGGCAAAAGGCAGAGGAGAACUAGUGACAUGGAAGCAGCCCUCUCAUAAAUCAUCUGUUAAGGAUUAUUUGCCUUGCACAUUUUGUUUUGGAAUGUUUGCUAAAAAGGAUUUGUGGAGACAUCAGUCAUCAUGCAACAGCAAAAAGUCAUGUGUGCCAGUAGACGAAAAAAAGACAAGAGGAGCAGUACAAAGUCUUGCUGCACGCCUCCUUCCAAUAACGGCUUCUUCCAAUGGAUGUCAGGGUAUCAUAAACAACAUGAGACAAGAUGAUGUGUCCUUUCACAUCAGAAGUGAUUCUUUGAUUUGCAAAUAUGGAGAGUCACUCUAUGCAAAACACGGCCGUAUGAAGUCCAGGCACCAGUACAUUGCACAAAGGAUGAGGGAGCUUGGCCGAUUCAUGUUAGCUGCUAAAGAUAUGGACAAAACAGUGAGGAGUCUGGAAGAUGUAUGUGCACCAUCAAAAUUCCAGCUUGUUGUCAGUGCAGUAAAGAGGCUUACCGAGUUUAGUCCAGGCAAAAAUGAGUAUGGUAAACCUUCAACAGCUGUUAAAAUUGGAUUCUGUCUUAAGGGAGCUGCAGAGGUACAGAUUGGGCAGGCUCUUAUGCAUGAUGAUGAUCAGGCAGAGAAGAAGGCAAAAAAGUUCUUGGAACUUUUGGAAAGAAACUGGAGAAACAAUGUUUCUGUCAGUGCUCACCAAACUAUCCAAGAAAAGAGAUGGAAUAAAAAAGAGGACAUCCCCCUCACCAAAAAUGUGAUUGCGCUGAGGGAUCAUCUCAGGAUGGUAGAAGACAAAGCAAGAGGGGAAUUGAGGCAUCAGCUGAGUUUAACAGCAUACAAGACACUAAAUGAGACAGUACUAGCACAGGUCAUCGUCUUCAACAAGCGACGUGAAGGGGAAGCAUCGCGCUUGACACUUGAAGCCUACAAGAAAGGAAGCACAAAUCCCAUAAACGAGGACAUUUAUGUAACCCUGUCACCACUGGAGAAAGAGCUGAGCAAGCGAUUAACUCGCAUCGAAGUACGCGGAAAAAGAGGGAGAAAGGUACCUGUUUUCUUGACAGACAAAAUGAGGGAGUCCAUAGACUUGUUGAUUAAAAGGAGAGAUGAAGCUGGUGUUCUUGCUGAAAAUCCCUAUCUCUUUGCAAGACCCGGUGUGAUGACGAACAUACGAGGGUGUGACUGUCUGCGAAAAUAUGCAGAGAAAAGCGGAGCAGAAAACCCUGAACUCCUGAGGUCAACUAAAUUAAGAAAACAGGUUGCCACACUCUGCCAACUGCUGGAUCUGAGUGAACAAGAGCUAGAACAAGUUGCAAGGUUCAUGGGGCAUGACAUCAGAGUUCACCGUGACUUUUAUAGACAGACAGACAAAACAUUUCAAAUUGCCAAGAUAAGCAAGCUUCUAUUUGCAAUGGAACAAGGCGCCUCCACCUUCACGGGAAAGAACCUCGAUACAAUUGAUCUUUCUAUCCGUGGUAAAAGUCCCACGUCGACUUCUGGGAGUGUCCCACAGAGAAAAAGGAAACGAGUUAACGAGGUGGAUGAAGAUGGAGGUUCUGACCUCUUGUCCCCCAAAAGGAGACUGGAGCCCCUCAGUGAAGAUAAGAGUUCAGAUGUAGAUGAUCAGAGUCCAGGAGAAAGGUUUGUGAAGAGGCCCUCGCAGAAGAAGAAAAGACGUAAAAAGUCCAAGACAGUGGAAGCAAUGGAUGGAGGUUCUGACCUCUUGUCCCCCAAAAGGAGACUGGAGCCCCUCAGUGAAGAUGGGAGUUCAGGUGUAGAUGAUCAGAGUCCAGGAAAAAGCUUUGUGAAGAGGCCCUCACAGAAGAAGAAAAGACGUAAAAAGUCCACGACAGUGGAAGCAAUGGAUGGAGGUUCUGACCUCUUGUCCCCCAAAAGGAGACUGGAGCCCCUCAGUGAAGAUGGGAGUUCAGGUGUAGAUGAUCAGAGUCCAGGAAAAAGCUUUGUGAAGAGGCCCUCACAGAAGAAGAAAAGACGUAAAAAGUCCAAGACAGUGGAAGCAAUGGAUGGAGGUUCUGACCUCUUGUCCCCCAAAAGGAGACUGGAGCCCCUCAGUGAAGAUGAGAGUUCAGAUGUAGAUGAUCAGAGUCCAGGAAAAAGCUUUGUGAAGAGGCCCUCACAGAAGAAGAAAAGACGUAAAACGUCCACGACAGUGGAAGCAAUGGAUGGAGGUUCUGACCUCUUGUCCCCCAAAAGGAGACUGGAGCCCCUCAGUGAAGAUGGGAGUUCAGGUGUAGAUGAUCAGAGUCCAGGAGAAAGCUUUGUGAAGAGGCCCUCGCAGAAGAAGAAAAGACGUAAAAAGUCCAAGACAGUGGAAGCAAUGGUGCCACCCGUAGUAAAGGUGAAGAGACCGUGGAGUGAAGCAGAGAGGAGUGCGGUAAACAAACACAUGGCAAAGUUUAUGGCAGAGCGCCGCGUUCCAGGUAAAGAACACUGCAUGCGAUGCAUAAAAGAGGAGGAAGCCUUGGGUCAAAGAUCCUGGAAGGAUGUAAAGAACUUUGUGUACAACACAAAUGUCACAUUAAACCGGAGGUGUGCUACACGGCAGCUUCACUUUUGAAGAUCUUUAUUGUGCAAUAUAAUGUUGUGUUCUAGUUGAUAAUGUCUGGUGCAGUUCUUUUGAUGCUUUGUGCACUAGUGUUCAAGUGGUGUUUUAAAACAUAGAAAUAAGAAAAUAUUUGUGCAAUUAAUAGAUUAUUAAAAUAAAUGUGCCUUAAUAGUUUGUUUUAUAAAAUGUCAGAACAUUUUGAAAAACACCUAAAACAAAGUGUAAGGUUGUCUUCAGGUUUAUUUUGUCCAACUGACAGUUGUUGUGACACGUUUAUUAUCACAAGUGAGAAAGAAAGCAGCAAAUUCUCAAAGUUGAUGUUUAAACAAACUGAAAUAAAUGUUCUGAUAACUAAGAGUUAACACUUAUUGUUUUUUAUUGCUUUACUUUAGUUCAGAAAUACAUCUGUGCUUUUGUGCAGUAGUUUGAUCAAUGGUCACAUCAUUUGUAUAUAUUCUGCUUCUGUAUAUGAACCUCAAACUGCAACUCUUCAAAGACUCUCCACUUGAUGUAUUAUUACAUUAUUUGUCUGUUCUAAAACAUAAAAUGG
Molecule: messenger RNA, 3831 nt
Organism: Sander lucioperca (pikeperch)
Lineage: Eukaryota; Metazoa; Chordata; Actinopteri; Perciformes; Percidae
Exons: 14
Coding region: 153-3293 (1046 amino acids)
Biological process (GO): DNA recombination; DNA integration
Molecular function (GO): DNA binding
Source: RefSeq, a predicted model, not a curated record